This is a messenger RNA of Apiotrichum porosum, 1515 nucleotides long. RefSeq lists its product as uncharacterized. Bases 1 to 1515 code for a protein of 504 amino acids. Gene Ontology annotation, biological process: regulation of DNA-templated transcription. Gene Ontology annotation, molecular function: transcription cis-regulatory region binding; DNA-binding transcription factor activity, RNA polymerase II-specific. Gene Ontology annotation, cellular component: nucleus. NCBI's taxonomy places the organism in Eukaryota, Fungi, Basidiomycota, Tremellomycetes, Trichosporonales, Trichosporonaceae. The transcript has 6 exons. The record is from RefSeq and is a predicted model, not a curated record.
AUGUUAACGCUUAGAGGAGACGCUCAUGCUCGGCCGUUGUCGCCUGCCACCCACGAUGUAUGGGACAUCUUUACAGAGGUGGACAUUGCUGAAAUGUUUGCGUUUUACUUUGACAAUCUCAACAGGGCCGUCACUGUCCUCGACCCCGUCCUGCACACCCCGGCAGCAUGUGCCGCGUCCUCUCCAUUACUGUUCACCACCGUGCUUGCGGUGACAUCCAAGGUCACUCGUCCGCGCGAUUACGAUGUAGUCCUUCAACGCGCCAACGGCCUCCUCGGCCACGCAAUGGAGGCCGGUUUACUCGACCUUGAAAUAGUCCAGGCUAUCAUUCUUCUCACCCAUUGGCGCAAAGUCGAUGACCAGUCGGCAUACCGUCGUAUUGGCUACGCGGUGCGCAUGGCAUACGAACUCAAACUUAGUGUCCGUGGCCCACGGCCGUUGCCCACAGACGAGAUCGCGGCCAGAAAGGUUCUCAAUCCGGAACGCACGUGGCUAAUCCUUGUCAUUGCCGAUCACAACAUUUCUAUCCAUCGUUCGCUACCGCGCACAGUAAGCGCCGACAGCAAAGACGAUGACGUUGCCGACUGGGACAUGUCGUCGACCCCGUACACGUGCCCGGGACAGUCGACACUGGUCCCCUGGCUCGAGUUUGCGCGCCUUACCGUGCUGUACAAGGAGCUGCUCAUGGGACAGUUUGACAACCCGUCAUCCCAGACCGUCCAUGCUUGGCUUGAGGGAAACUGGCGACGGUGGCGCGGCAAGUGGCUGCUUAGAGCGGACGAGCACGGGUUUGAAAGGGGCCAAGUGUCAAUGGUCAAGAUAUUUGACGCACUCUUCCUCUUCCACCUGCGUGAAUAUGGCUUCUUCUACGCCCUCCGUCACAGCAACAACCAAGACGACUUUGACAGGGCUGAAGCCACCCAGCUGCCCAUUGCAUUUUCACUGUGUGUGGACGCGGCCCUUGCCAUCGGCGACGUCUUCCACGCAGACUUUGUGCAACAUGAUUACCUGUCGUACUGCUUUGAUCUCCUCUGGGUUGCACUGGUGAUCAGUAUGAUCUGGCUUGUUCGCAACAUGACCGCAAUGUCACCCGACCAUCGCUCGAGGGUUAUUUCCUCCUUGACUGCCAUCCAGGCCGCUACGGGGAAUGCCUCCAACAGCCAUGACGACAUGUCUGCUUACAUCUUCCGCUUAACAAAGCACAUCCUUGACAGCGCGAAGAACGGUACACGCGGCUUGCCAGAUCCCGAUACAUCGGUGGUUGACCCCGCGGGACUCGCACCCGAAUGGACAGUGUCCAGCACGUCUGAGAUCAUCCGCGAACAGCUCUGGCACCACACUCCCGUGUCAGCGCCACAGCCGUAUGCGUACAAUCCAGUUCCACAGGUGCAGGAAAGUCAAGCUCCACUGCUCGACGCCCUGUUUCCCGCACCAGAUGACGAUAUCUGGCGCCUGCUCAUACCGGACACUGGACAGUUACCUACGGGACAGUUGGCGCAGCUGGCUGGCUUCUAG